This is a messenger RNA of Clonostachys solani, 1584 nucleotides long. The record is from the annotation of a GenBank genome assembly. Lineage: Eukaryota; Fungi; Ascomycota; Sordariomycetes; Hypocreales; Bionectriaceae.
AUGUCAGUACCAAAAUUGUCCAAUACCAUAAGUGGUAAUCCUGUUGCCAGAACCAGAGCAUCAAAAGGAAGAUCUCGGUCAGGUUGUUUAAGAUGCAAGGAGCGAAGAGUGAAGUGUGAUGAGUUGCGUCCUUGCUCCCGGUGCAAGAUCGGUUCAAAUGUCUGUGUCUAUCCACUCGUUGCAGGGCCAAGCUGGAAUAGUCAUGUCACCACAUUCCGUUCGUCGACUGCCGUGGUCUCAAAAGCCGACUGUGAAGAUAACGCUGUUCGCCCUUCCGCCCAACCCAAGAAAGCAUCUUCCAUCUCGUCACAUACGUCAUUAUCGCGUGGACAUCAGAUUUCAUGGGUGAUUGCAGAUGAUGCUCUGGUUUUCGGCACUCCGGAUGUCUUCCUCUUAACACAUUUCAUGUCCACUACGAGUAUUAAUCUUAUUGGCAAUCAAUCCAUUUGGGUUGAGGGCGUGUUGCAACUCGCCCUGCAAUAUGAUUUCGUUAUGCAUGCGAUACUCGUACUCUCCGCCCGACAUCUUCAGGAGAUCCACCGCUAUGCUAAUAGUCCUUCGCUUUAUAACUAUGGACUUCUUGAAGCACACCACCUGAAAAAUGCUCUUUCAAGCUUCAACAAGCAGUUUCAGAGUAGCAUUUCGGCAAAUCAAGACGCAGCACUCGCAACAUCAUUCUUGCUCUGUUUCCACGCUUGCUCUACGGUUCACAUGAAUCCACUCACGACUCCUUUACAGGAUAGCUCGCUCACUUUUCUCCGUGGUAUCCGGUCAAUCGUUGCCAGCCACCAUCACGCUGCCGAUAGGGGUAUCUUCAAGUGUUUAGUGUCACCUCCUAUGUUGACGCAAAGAUCCAUUCCUCGAGAAGUACCAUCCGCAGGGCCUUGUGAACAUUUUAUAAAUCUCCUCAAUGAUUUACCCCCAUUUUCCCGCUUUCUCGAAAACAGAGAGGUAUACGAAGAAUGUAUCAAGUCUCUCGUCCCAUACCUCUCUCUAGCCGAGGAGCAGGAUGGGCCCAGAGAAGAAGCACUAGAGUUGUUGUUGUGCUUCCUGGAAUGGCAGGCUUUCUGUCCUGCUGAAUUCGUCACGCUGGUCCAGACUCAUGAUCCAAUCGCUUUGAUCCUUUUGGCCUACUUUUAUGCUGCGGCUGGCUCCGUUGUAUCCGAAGCAAAGAGCAGGUGGUGGUGGCAGAGUAAGCCGAGCUAUAUGUGUCGCACUCCACAAGACAUCAAGGCAGUCGAAUUAUUCAUACCACGAGCUGAACCCCCAGCGAUGAAUCGGGUCGAGCGCCACUCUAUAUUGCGGCGGCAGGGACACAUUUCAACUGUCGGGCGCCUUCUGGCGGCUCCAGCAAUCGACAUCAUUCGCCUCGACGAAACCGGAACUUCUUCGUUCCCAGCAGUGGCAACUUACAGACGUGACGAAGUGGUGGCCGUCCUAACAAAAGAAGUCCGGGAAGAUAUGCGCGCCAGGGACAAACAUAGCAUGACGGCGCGAGCGUGGACUGCAGGGAAGGGUCACAAAGGACAUAUUGGCACCUCAUCGUUUGUUGUUGUUAUGGAAGGAGUGGACAUCAACAGCUGA